UCUAAUUCCCACAAACAUCAAUCAACGUACAACCAUGAGUAAUUCUCCUCUGUUCACGUCUCAACCAUCACGGCCUCCAACCAACCAUCAUGGCUUUCACGUACUACCUGAUAAGCUCGCAUUAUUACUGGACAAAUGCAGAAAUCUCAACCAAAUUCUCCAAAUUCAUGCUGUAAUUCUCAGACAUGGCCAUGAAAACAGCUCCAUAUUGAACUUCAAGCUUCAAAAAUCCUACUCUUCUUUAGGUCAUCUUGAUCAUUCUUUCACACUCUUUAAACGAACUUCAAAUCCAGAUGUAUUCCUAUAUACCUCCAUAAUCAAUGCUCACUCUUCUAGGGGACUCAAAUUUCAAGCUUUUGAGUUGUUUGUUCAUAUGUUGAUUCAAGGUGUUGAACCCAAUGCAUUUACUUUCUCUUCGUUGCUUAAAUCAUGCUUGAUUAAAGAUGGUAUUUUGCUACAUUCCCAAGUAACUAAGCUUGGUCUUGAUGAGAAUUUGUUUGUAAGAACAGGACUUCUUGAUGUUUAUGCUAAAGGAUGUGAUGUGGAGUCUGCACGCCAACUGUUCGAUACAAUGCUUGAUAGAAGUUUGGUCGCUUCUACUGCCAUGUUAACGUGCUAUGUAAAGCAUGGGUGUCUUGAUGAUGCUAGAUUGUUGUUUGAUGGGUUGGAAGAGAAGGAUGUUGUAUGUUGGAAUGUGAUGAUUGAUGGGUAUACUCAAUAUGGAAAGCCUAAUGAUGCAUUGAUGCUUUUUGAGCAAAUGUUAAAGGCUAAAUUGAAGCCUAAUGAGAUUACUGUGUUAUCAGUAUUAUCUUCUUGUGGGCUACUUGGGGCACUAGAAUUAGGCAAAUGGGUUCAUUCUUACAUUGUAAAUAACAAAAUUCGGCUUAAUGUUCAUCUGGGUACUGCCCUUGUCGAUAUGUAUGCAAAAUGCGGUAGUUUAGAGGACGCGAGACUUGUUUUUGAUGGCAUCACAAGGAAGGACAUAGUCAUUUGGAAUUCCAUGAUUGUAGGGUAUGCAAUGCACGGGUUUAGCGAAGAGGCAUUUCAUUUGUUCGACGAGUUAUGCAAAAUGGGACUUCACCCAACUGAUAUAACUUUCAUUGGCGUGCUAAAUGCUUGUGCUCAUGCUGGUUUAGUGUCUGAAGGUAAAAAGUUUUUCGGGUUGAUGAAGAACCAAUACAAUCUUAAACCCAAGGUUGAGCAUUAUGGAUGUAUGGUAAAUCUUCUUGGGCGAGCAGGGCACUUAGAGGAAGCUUAUGAGCUCAUCAAAGGCAUGGAUGUUGAACCCGACAGUGUUCUUUGGGGAACAUUACUAAGUGCUUGUUACCUUCAUAACAAAUUUUCUCUAGGAGAGGAAAUAGGCAUGUUUCUCAUCGACAAAAACCUUGCAAGUGACGGAACAUAUGUUCUCCUGUCGAACAUGUAUGCUAAGGAAGGCAAUUGGGAUAAUGUAGCGAAAACGAGGGCUAUAAUGAAAAAGAAAGGAAUACAAAAAGAGCCAGGUUGUAGUUCCAUUGAGAUAAAUAACAAAGUACAUGAGUUUAUUGCAGGAGAUCGGAAUCAUCCAAAGACGAAAACUAUAUAUAAGAAGCUAGAAGAGAUGAAUAGACUACUAAAAGAUCAUGGGUAUUCCCCUCAAACAGAGACUGUGUUACGUGAUGUCGAGGAGAAGAAAAAAGAGCAAUGCUUAGGAGUUCAUAGUGAAAGACUUGCUAUUGCAUUCGGACUUAUUAGUACUUCUCCAGGAUGUACAAUCAAAAUUGUGAAGAACCUAAGAGUAUGUACAGAUUGUCAUACUGUUACAAAACUGAUCUCGAAGAUUACAGGGCGCAGGAUUGUUGUAAGGGAUCGGAACCGAUUUCACCAUUUUGAGGAUGGUGUUUGUUCUUGUGGAGAUUAUUGGUAGUUAAAAGUGAACAUGGUUGAUGAACUGAAAAUGUGCAAAGUUGUUCAUGUAACCUAGUGGCCUGGCUGCUGUAGGUUUUUAAAUACAUAUCAUAACUGUAGACAAAAUUAUAAGAAACUACCUAAUUUAUAGGUCUAUUUGCAAAAGAUUACCUUAUGUAUUUCUUUUUGCAAAAAAUUAACUAAUGUAAUAUAUUUCUUUGCAAAUGAUUACCGCUUAACAGAAAACUUUAUUUGACCGUUAGGU
Molecule: messenger RNA, 2152 nt
Organism: Amaranthus tricolor (Joseph's coat)
Lineage: Eukaryota; Viridiplantae; Streptophyta; Magnoliopsida; Caryophyllales; Amaranthaceae
Product: pentatricopeptide repeat-containing protein ELI1, chloroplastic
Exons: 1
Coding region: 35-1906 (623 amino acids)
Biological process (GO): RNA modification
Molecular function (GO): zinc ion binding; RNA binding; protein binding
Source: RefSeq, a predicted model, not a curated record